CCCCGGGUCAAGGUGGUCGCGCGGCGCAGAGUUGCCGAGCGAGCGGGAGCGGGCGGUGGAGGCCUGGCCGUGGGCGCGCGUCUCCGCACUCCGGCGGGUCGCCGCGGACGGCUGGCACCCGUGCCACUGGGGAAGACAGCGUCGGGACUCGAACCACCCAGGGGACUGAAUUGCAACGGCAGAAGCAAUAAAUGACUCUUUAAAGAUGCCACAGCACUGCAGAAAGUGAAGGGGAACCUAGAGAGGAUGAUGAAGUGAGAAAAUGUUUUUCCCAAGGACAAGAAGCUUAACAAGGAAAAGAAGCUUUCUGCAAAUAACUGAUAAACCCACCUUUAGAAGCACUUCUCGGGCCCUCAUGAAGUAGCUGAAAUUUGUACUGCAAGGCCCUGCUUGCCUGCUGAUCACCCAGAGUGAUUGUCACCAUGGCCAGUAAGAGGAAGUCCACCACCCCAUGCAUGAUCCCAGUUAAGACCGUGGUGCUGCAAGGUGCCAGCACAGAGGCCCAGCCUGUGGAAACUUUGCCUGAAGGUCCCCAGAAGGAUCUUCCCUCAGAGGCCCCUGAUGCCACCAGCGAGGGAGCUCCAAACUCCAGCAUCACUGAUGGCUCUACCCUGGCAAAUGGGCACCGGAGCACUUUGGAUGGCUAUGUGUAUUCCUGUAAAGACUGUGACUUCAGGUCCCAGGACAUGACCCAGUUUGUAGGGCAUAUGAACUCAGAGCACACAGACUUUAAUAAAGACCCACAUUUUAUAUGUACAGGGUGCAGUUUCCUUGCAAAAACCCCUGAGGGGCUUUCCUUACACAAUGCCAAGUGUCACUCAGGGGAAGCCAGCUUUUUGUGGAAUGUGACCAGGCCAGACAAUCAUGUAGUGGUGGAACAGACUGUCCCUGAGAACACUAGCACAUCUGACCUAGCAAGUGAGUCUACUACUGACGGGACUGAUGGACAAGCUGAAAUCAUUAUUACCAAGACACCAAUCAUGAAGAUAAUGAAAGGCAAAGCUGAAGCCAAGAAAAUUCAUAUGCUUAAAGAAAAUGUUCCCAAUCAGCCUGUGGGUGAGGCCUUGCCAAAGCCAUUGGCUGGGGAGGCAGAGGUUAAAGAGGGGGACCACACUUUCACCAAUGGGGCAGCUCCAGUCAGUCAGGCACCUGCUAGCUCCUCAAAGCCCACUCAUGCUGCCAAUGGGCCCCUGAUAGGAACAGUGCCAGUACUGCCAGCUGGUAUAGCACAAUUCCUCUCCCUCCAGCAGCAGCCCCCAGUACAUGCCCAGCACCAUACCCACCAGCCCCUGCCCACAUCCAAGGCCCUUCCGAAAGUCAUGAUCCCCCUGAGCAGCAUCCCAACAUACAAUGCAGCUAUGGACUCCAACAGCUUUCUGAAGAACUCCUUCCACAAAUUCCCCUACCCAACCAAAGCUGAGCUCUGUUACUUGACUGUAGUGACCAAGUAUCCAGAAGAACAGCUUAAGAUCUGGUUCACAGCCCAGAGGCUGAAGCAGGGAAUCAGCUGGUCUCCUGAGGAGAUUGAAGAUGCCCGGAAAAAGAUGUUCAAUACAGUCAUCCAGUCUGUGCCUCAACCCACUAUCACAGUGCUAAACACCCCUCUUGUUGCCAGUACCGGCAAUGUACAGCAUCUCAUCCAGGCCACUCUCCCAGGCCAUGUUGUGGGACAGCCAGAGGGCACAGCAGGGGGCCUCCUGGUCACUCAGCCAUUGAUGGCCAAUGGGUUACAGGCAUCAAGCUCUUCUCUCCCUCUGACAACUGCAUCUGUUCCCAAGCCAUCUGUGGCACCCAUCAACACCGUGUGUUCAAAUACAGCAUCAGCUGUAAAGGUAGUCAAUGCAGCCCAGUCACUCCUCACAGCAUGCCCCAGCAUAACUUCCCAAGCCUUCCUUGAUGCAAGCAUCUACAAAAACAAGAAGUCUCACGAACAGCUGUCAGCUCUGAAAGGAAGCUUCUGUCGGAACCAGUUCCCUGGGCAGAGUGAAGUGGAGCACCUGACCAAAGUGACAGGCCUCAGUACCAGAGAGGUGCGGAAGUGGUUCAGUGACCGGAGAUACCACUGCCGGAAUCUUAAGGGCUCCAGGGCCAUGAUGCCUGGAGAGCAUGGCCCUGUUCUCAUUGACUCUGUGCCAGAGGUGCCCUUUUCCCUGUCAUCCAAAGUUCCGGAAGUGACCUGUAUCCCAACAGCAACCUCACUAGCAAGCCACCCUGCCACCAAACGACAAUCUUGGCACCAGACCCCAGACUUCACGCCAACCAAAUACAAAGAGAGAGCCCCAGAGCAGCUGCGAGUCCUGGAGAGUAGCUUUGCACAAAACCCGCUUCCCCCUGAGGAAGAGCUGGACCGCCUGAGAAGUGAAACCAAAAUGACCCGAAGGGAAAUUGACGGCUGGUUCUCAGAGAGGCGGAAAAAAGUAAAUGCUGAGGAGACCAAGAAGGCUGAUGGGCAGGUACCGCAGGAGGAGGAGGGUGCUGAGGAUGAGGGUGGAGAUGAAGAGUUGGCCAGUGAGCUGAGGGUUCCUGGUGAAAAUGGCUCUCCUGAAAUGUUUCUUAGCCAUACCUUGGUGGAGCGGAAGGUCAGCCCCAUCAAAAUCAACCUCAAGAACCUGCGGGUCACUGAAGCCAGUGGCAAGAAUGAGCUUCCAGGGCUGGGUGUCUGUGAGCCCGAGGAAGAUGGCUUGAACAAGCUAGUAGAACAGCCACCAGGCAAAGUGAGCUACAAAAAGACAGCACAGCAACGCCACUUGCUACGGCAGCUCUUUGUCCAGACACAGUGGCCAAGCAACCAGGACUACGACUCUAUCAUGGCCCAAACAGGACUGCCCCGGCCCGAGGUGGUACGCUGGUUCGGAGAUAGCAGGUAUGCCCUGAAGAAUGGCCAGCUCAAGUGGUACGAAGACUAUAAGAGGGGCAACUUCCCACCAGGUCUGCUCAUCAUUGCCCCUGGCAACCGAGAGUUGCUGCAAGAUUAUUACGUGACACACAAGAUGCUGUGUGAGGAAGACUUGCAGACCCUUUGUGACAAGACCCAGAUGAGUGCCCAGCAGGUCAAGCAAUGGUUUGCUGAGAAAAUGGGUGAAGAGACCCGGGCUGUGGCAGAUACAAGCAAUGAGGACAAGGGCCCUGGAACUGGAGAGCCUGUGGCAGUUCAUAGAGUGCUGGGUGAUGCCUAUUCAGAGAUGGCUGAGAACAGUGAAUCAUGGGAGCCAAGUGCUCCUGAGGCCAGCUCAGAGCUCUUUGACACUUCGAGUCCCCAGACUGGACGUCAGCUCGAAACAGACUGAAUUUGAUCUGAUUACUGUGAAGGACCGACCAGUCUAGGAUGCUGUCUACCAUGUGGAGGGGCCAAACCUGCCAUGCAUCAUUUUGAUGGACAGCUGCCAGGCACCCAAGAGAGACUCUGGAGGCCUCACUGAGCCUGGAACCUGCCGCCGCCCUAACCACCCUCUGCCUGAUAUUUCUAAGCAAGUAGCAAGGGGUUCUCAUGAGCCCAUCCUCCCACUGUGCAGGACCGCUCCUUUGCUUUCCGGGGACAAAGAGUUCAGAUUACAUAGACCUAGACCCAGAAUCAAGUUUUUAGCAUAUACAGCUGCCUAUAUACAUUUAAUAAAGCAUCCAACUACAGACACUCUCAAUCCAUAGGAACUCGGGUUAGAAAAGCAGUACAGCUCUGACAAUGCCGUGUCUGUUCUCUGGGAAGUUGAGACUACAGGGGCCCACAUCUUCUGCAGCAGCAGGAGUUAUGUGUGUGCUCAGAACUGCUUGAGGCCCAGUCCUUCUUGCCUUCUCAAGGGAACAGAACUGUUGAAGAGACCCCGCAACAUUGAGUGGAGGCAAGCCAGAUUUUGUGCAAGGCUUGCCUGUGUUCUGGUUGAUAGAGCCUGCUGUUAUCCUCAAUUCUGAACACAGCCCAGCUAUGAGAUUACUACUGGAUGCUUAUCACUCUCGUUAGUUAACUGUAAUUCUGAUUUUUCAUGGAGCUUGAAUCAUGGACCAACUUCUCCAUUAUCAGAUCAGCUAAAGAAGCCAUUUUUGUAAAGCCUAAUGUACUGACCUAUAUGCUCCCUUCAGCCCUUCAGUUCCGACUCCUUUAGAGAGAAAGGAAAGUGGGCAUGGUAGAGCCGGUUGCUGUGGCUUUGGCCAUCAUAGUGCUCUCAAUGCCUCCUGCAGGUCAGAAGGAAGUACACUGUGGCUGGUAGGAAGAGUGAGGCUGAAGGGCGUGGGAGUUUUUAAAUGACCAGAGCUGGAGUGGUCUUGAAAACAAAGACCUGCCACACACCAAGGGCCUGACCAACUACUGGUUUCGUAAUCCAGAGGUGCUGGACAUCACUGGAUAGGUUCCUGUGAGGUGUUUUUAAAGUUUGAAAUUUAUAUUCCCAACCUGAGAAACAAGAACUUACUUUUGCCUAAGCCUUGUGUCCUUUAGAUUAAAAUCACAAGAAAAGGUGCCUUUGAAACAAUGGAAAACUUGCUUAUGGAGCUGUACUAAAUAUUAAAGCCUCAGUGUCUCCAAGGCUGGCUUCUCCAAGAGCAGUGGAUAAAGCAGGGCAGGGGAGAGACAAAGAUGACAAACAGGAUGUGUUAUCCAUGACCCCACUUACCUCUUGGAAACUCCACCAGUAGAGCCACAGGCAGAGCAAGAAUUUUGACCAAGAAACAGCGGUUAACUUCUAGGUGUUGUCUUGGCUCCCCUCACAGGGAGCUAUAGGCUUUGCUUAGUCUGAGGAUGAGCAUGGCGGCCUUCAGCCUUCUAGGAAAGAGGGCUUUCUCUGGAACCCAGAGCCCUGGAACCAUUAUAAGAUGUUUCUCUUGCCUUUCCUGUCCCCACAGGGAUGAUCUCACAUUUGUCUCAGAUUGGGGUAUUUUUUGACUACUUGGCAAGUUUUGCAGUCUAUUUUUGUAUCCUUUCUGUUUGGGGAGAGAAAUUAUUUGGCCCCAAACCUCGAGGAAUUGGAAAGAAUGGUGAGUGACUGUUUUCCUUCAGAGAACAGACAUCUGAAAGUUUUUCUUCAGUGUUUGUUUACGUGCAGAUCGGCAUAUCCACAUAUACAGUACACAUACUUAUUUGAUACUUACACAAACACAUCUCAUAUCCACAUGAGCUUCAUGUGGAUGCCCAAGGGGAAAGUAGCCUGUAUGUGAAGAGAUGACAAUACACUGGGCAGCUGGAGCAGCCGAGGAAGCCAUCUUGUCCAAGAAAGCACCUGUGUCUCACCUGAGGCCAGAUGCCUGCUGGCUUCACCUAUACAGCCCUGCUGCACUAGCUGAAUGGUAGAGUCUAUGAAAAGGUCUGAACAAUUGACAAAGAACAGAAACACUAAAUUACUUGGUGGACACUAUGCUGGACACAGAUAGCAGCCUGGGCUCAGACACCAGGCAGUCUUCUGGAUGGGAAGUUGCAGUAACACUGGCCCAGCACUCCUUUCUCAGAGCUGGUGAUGGCAAGACUGCCCAGGUAAGAAACCCAACAGAUGAAAUGGACCUUGUUUCUUCCUUUGCUUUGGGAUGGGGGAGGGAAGUUGUGGCUUGGACCUUAGGUUGGUAGGUAAUGAUGAGGGAGGUGGUCAUGGAGCAGGUGCUUCAGAGAAGAGCUCUGGGUGCUGGCAGAGAAGUAGGGGUGUAAGUUGACGGCUACCAGGUCUGUGGCUGCUAUGUGACAGAUCACAGUGGCCUCGUACAGUCAGAGGGUCAAGUUCUCUGUGUUGUCAGUAGAAGGCUGGCUGUGGGCUGCAGAGGUGGGAUGGAAUGUGCUUCUCCUGACAAAGCUUGCACUGUCAGAUGAGUCCUGCCCCAUCCUUUGCACUACCACUCACUUGGACUUACAGAGGCAGUAAACGCUAAGUGUUCUCUGUUGUCUGCAUGUUUUAUUUUUUUCUAUUUACACGGGGUUGCAAGUUCAGUUUUAAACCAGAUCCCAUUCGAACAGAAAUCUUAACUAUAGGUUUUGCAUAUUAUUUGAUCAAAAUGUUUUUUUGAUCAUAGAGAUUUUUCUUUUGGGAAUUGGGUGUGUCAGUGUGGGAAGUCCUUUCCCUGGAUGGCUUGCCAGCACUUUGAGGUCACUAGUGACUGCUCUUCUACUUUUCUCUUGGCUGAGUGGCAGCAGCUUUUAGGUGAACAGAAUACCUUAGCCUGAGGCAUCCCUCCCUCUGGAAGCAGAAUAAUUGAGUGAGACCCAGUAUCCUCCAAUCUGUCCCCCAUCUGACCUUGAAUGUUUUCUACCCAGAAGCUUAGCACUCCCCAGGCCCAGAUAUCUCUCAGAGGGUUUACUUACUCUGUCAGUAGCUAUGCCACAACUGUGCCCCUUCCUCCUUGCCCCCUAGGACACCUGUUACACAGCUGCCUUGUGUGGAGCAUGGGAGGCAGCCUUUCCGGUUAGAGUCUCUUGCAUUGUCCCCCAGGUGACUGUUAAGUUAUCCCUGUCUUGAGCCAUUGCCUCUCAUCUUCCUAGUCUCUGUAUGGACCAAAAUCCUCAGAUUGGAGCAGCUCAGUCAGUUCAGAAAUGAGCUAAGAAGAAAAUCCUAAAAGAAAACUUAGAAUCUGUUUUUCCUAAAGCCCCCACCUUUACUGGCUGUUUCCCAGAGAAUUUGUAUCACAUUCAUUCGCAAGGCUCAUCUGUCUGAAAGUCUUCUAGAUACACGAAGGUCUUCUUUGGUUAGCUCAUCCUGACCAAGGUUUAGCAGGGUGCCUGGUUUUCCUUACUCCAGACUAGGAUCCCCUCUUCAGCAUCCCUAACUUAGCUCCCUGUUCUUUUUCUCAAGAGCACACUGCUCACCACUAUCCUGCCCAGACCUUUAGGGGGUGAUUUCCAUGUGUUCUAGCACUGGAGCACACAGGUUUUCUCUCAGCAUAGCCCUUCCCUAGACUUCAACCUGAAUUCGCCACACUGCAGUUUGUUCUGCCUUGGUUCAGUGGAGCAGGCAAAUGACUGCACAGUAUACUCCAGGGCUCAUGAGGCUGCUGGGCCUUCAGUGGAACAGCCGGGUUUGGCAUUGACUGACUGGUGUGACAGACCUGAUCAGACUGCUCACUGUUUGGAUCGCUACCUGGGUUAUCAGAAGAAAUACAAAAGGAACUGAGUCCUCAGAAUCCAUUUUUGCUACAGUCUGUGUUCCUAGUGCCUGGCCACUAAGGGUGGCUGUGUGGAGUAACAAACCUAUGUGCACUCAGAGCCCAGAGCCUGCACUUGGUCAUGAAGCUCACUGGGUCUAUAGUCUUAGGACUGAGAACCAGCUUUGGGGUCUGAAUGCUUGUCAACACUAGCCAGCAAUCCUAUGGACAUGGUCCUCUAGACUUGAAAAAUACAGGGUUUUUUUUUUAGCUCAGGUCUAGUAGGAACACCUCUCCUCAAGCCCUCUGAAGCCUGGAGCAAGGGUGGAAAUGAGACUAAUCAGACCCCGGUUGCCGAAGGACAGAAGUAAGUACCUGCUUCCUUUGGUUUUCGGUCUCUUGUUAUGAUUUGCAGAGCUGAAUGGAUUCAGUGUGGUUAUUGCUCUGUUGUCUCUGCCCUCCUUGAGCUAGACCUUGCUCUUAUUCUGGCAGGAACCAGGCAGAGCAGGGAGAAAACAGCUAUUUGGCAGGCUGCAUGAUGUCUUCCUGCUGUUUAUAAGGAUGAGUGGAUGGCAAGUCAGGACACCCAACAGGGACCUGCACAUUUACCUGCUAUCAGUGCCUCUUCUGUCAAGAGAGUGGUGUACUUUGCACAUAGAUGGGCACCUGUGUGUUAAUAGCUUUUCUUGGCCAAUGUCUUUUGACACGUAUUCCCUUCUAUGGAAGGUGGGUGAUUUACAAUUACUCUAUACAAGUGGAGUUGAAGGUAAAAUGUCUAUGAUAAAGCCUGCUCAGACACUGAAUAUAGAAAGGGUUGCCAGUGCUUGAUCCUUCCCAAGCAAGUCCCCAAAGAGACAUUGUCCAUCCAGUGAAAGUCUAUUAUAAAGUGGUCCCUGUUAACCCGCAGUUUGUGCUUAGAGAUCUUGUCCCUAGCUCCUGCCCACACAGCUUAGUCUUGUUCAUGUAGCUUUGUCAGCUUCGGGUCAGGGUCCCAUGUGAGGAGGUUGGCUGCAGUGAGAGCCAGCAGGGUUCCAGCAUGAGUUGGGUUGCUCCUUGUGAAAUUGGGUGGGCUGAGGGCAGCAGUGGUCACUAGGGCAGUGAUCUCUGGCCCAUGCUUCUGAGUAGCCUGCUUUGUUCAGCUUUGCCAGGAAGGUCAGACUGUGUCAUAAUGUUAUUAAACAGAGAAAACUGGCCAACCUUUCUCUGGCCCCUGCUGACUAUUGUUCUUUGAGUUGUCCUAACACAGCCCUUGGGGAAGUUGGGGAGGCUGCCAAGGACGUGCAGACUCCUUGCUGACAAUAUCCUGGUUCCUGGUCCUCCAGCACCUGCUUUAUGUUCUGAUCUCAGUGUGGAUGGCUUUGUCAUUGGGGGCCAUACUGCUGAGAACUGUGACUGGGGGAUGACUUGAACAGUCUGCCUUUCGUGUGCUUCCUGUCUCCCAGAAACAGCUGAAGUGAUUACCCUGGUGCUAAAUGAGAGUCACCUGCUACUGUGACCAGCUAUGAGAGGAAAUUGAGAAAUAGCUUAUCUGUCACAUAGGCCUUUGUGGAAUGGGAAUUUUCUGUGUGGCCCUGGCUGGUCUGAAAUCCACUUUGUAGAUCAGAUGACACUCUUCCUGCCUCUGCCUCCCAAGUAAUGAGUUACAGGCAGGCAUGGGCCACACCUUGCUGGAAUGUGGGAAUCCUUUACCCCAAGAAACAUCUGAAUAGAAAGACGGCCUUGGCCUUUGGUGUGGGCUGUGUGUGGUGGGAGGUGCGGGGCUGACCUCCACGUAAGGUCCCCCAUGGGGAUGCUGCUAUUUCUAAGAUGCAAAUUGCACAUUUCCUAGAUUUUGUAUCUGCAAAUUUGGAUAAGGGAUGGGAUGAGGGACAAAACUGCUUAUGUAGUUUGAAAUGGGCCUCAGUGGUACUUCCAAUCUUUUGACUGUUCCUAAAUAAAAAUGUACAGACAUUUCUUA
Molecule: messenger RNA, 9007 nt
Organism: Microtus ochrogaster (prairie vole)
Lineage: Eukaryota; Metazoa; Chordata; Mammalia; Rodentia; Cricetidae
Gene: Zhx3
Product: zinc fingers and homeoboxes 3
Exons: 4
Coding region: 423-3287 (954 amino acids)
Biological process (GO): regulation of transcription by RNA polymerase II
Cellular component (GO): nucleus
Molecular function (GO): DNA binding; DNA-binding transcription factor activity, RNA polymerase II-specific
Source: RefSeq, a predicted model, not a curated record